AUGGCUGCUCUUGCCUCAGAACAAUCAACCCCAGAUCGUUCCAUAGACUCAGGGUACCCAUCCACUGCGGAUGGCCGUCCUGCCCUGACUCUUGGUCUCUUCAACCCAGGCAAGAACCGACGCCCAAUAUCUCGUCCAGUCCUCCACCGCUUCCUUGCCGCGCUUGUCACACGCGUGACAAAUGGUGUUCGCAGUGCCAACCGGCGCGUCGUAGCGCCUGGUACAGACAUAAAGACCUUGAGCUUGGAGGGAUCCGAUCCAAUCCCGCUUGGCCCUGCUCAGUUUGGUGGGCAAAUGUUCGAAGCACGUACGGGCCCCGGGCUGCUAGGCCAGGACCCUGCAGUCUUCGAGGUUACAAACGUCGCUACGCGUCCAAAUGAGAGGUGGCACAGCGACCACUGGGUCGGUACCAGAGUUGUCACCCUCAGAAACGGGAAGCAGCACUAG
Messenger RNA from Neurospora hispaniola, 447 nucleotides. RefSeq lists its product as uncharacterized. Bases 1 to 447 code for a protein of 148 amino acids. The record is from RefSeq and is a predicted model, not a curated record. The transcript is spliced from 3 exons. Lineage: Eukaryota; Fungi; Ascomycota; Sordariomycetes; Sordariales; Sordariaceae.